AUGGAAAUCGUUUUGCCCAAGCCAGAAUCGUUCAUCCCUGCAGAAGUAAAACCCAUUUCUCCAACCUUGCUGUACCGAAGGCUUCUCAAGCUGUACAUCCGCAAGUUUGAUACGGAUAAAAAAACAAUAAUCGCCGCAUGGAAGCAGACAAGGUUUGAGUUCUGGUAUCAUCGAAACGACACGCCGGAGGUGGCUCAGUUGCACAAUAUUCGUGGUCAGCAGAUAUACGAGGCCAUUCGCGCCGGGCUGAUUCCUGUCUACAGAGAUAGCAAGACAAAUAAGACUUUUUUAAAGUAUGACUCUGAUACACUAAAGGCGUCCCAUAACCAUAUUGACCCCGUGGACGCCGAAGAGUUUAUUCGCCGCUAUCAUGACAAGAUCCCCGCCGAGGAUGUUGCUGAGAUGCAGGCCACGUUGAAAAAGUUGGGACGCUGGAAGGGGCCGAAUGAGCUUCGUGACGAGGACUUACACCACUUUAAGAGGAAGGUCACCCGAAAGAUGAAGUGCACGGACCCAGACGAUUGA
Trypanosoma rangeli is the source of this 525-nucleotide messenger RNA. RefSeq lists its product as uncharacterized. Lineage: Eukaryota; Euglenozoa; Kinetoplastea; Trypanosomatida; Trypanosomatidae. The record is from RefSeq and is a predicted model, not a curated record. The transcript has a single exon. Bases 1 to 525 code for a protein of 174 amino acids.